ACUAUCGAGCAGACACCGCUUUGUCGAUUGUCGCCUCGCAUCGCUGUCGACUCGCAGCGGAACGGGCAACAGGUGGCGUAGUGUCACACUUCGCAAACAACUCGGCUGCCGGCGGGGCCGAAGAGCGAGCAGUGAGUUUAGGUGGGCAGGCGAAGUCCUAUUACCAAGCUAAUCGCCGGCGGACGCUGCCUGAGCCAUGGCGGAGAGAACUUGCGUCUCCCGGAGCCGCCGCCACCGUCGCGCAGCGGUCAUCACGGAGCUGAGCUGGCAAGCAGUCGCCGUCGGCCUCACCAACCUGGCCUCCGACCUCCACGUGGCCGUCUGCAGGCUGCACUACUACCUCCAGAGGAUGCACGGCUACAAGGCGCAGCUGGAGUCGAUGCGGCGUCCCUCGCAGCUGCAGCUGUGUGCCCUGGAGGCGGUCUUCCGCUCGGACGUGGAGAGCUACCUGUCGGGCGUGCGGCAGGACGCGGGGCGGCUGGAGGCGGCGCAGUGGGCGCUGGGCGACCUGCUCGGCGCAGACUAUUCCUACUCCUCCCCCUCCCCCGCCUCAUCGCCGGGCUCAGCAGCGACCGGCCUGUCGCCGAGGAGGGCUGCCGCCCGCACCUCGCCCAGCCCCAGGCAGCCGCCACUCUGCACUCUCAGGGAGGAAAGUUCAAGUAGCGACUCGGACAACGGAUCCAGAAGAGAUCAGGACGUCAGAUCAACAAACAUGACGACGAAACAAAAACGAUGCAGGCUCUGGGACUCUGAUUCAGUCUCCGCUAUGCUGGCAGCAGAGUUAGGAGAAAACGUGUACGAAAUGAAGUGCAAGGAGUGCCAGGAGACUGGUGCUUUGACGAGAGGUGGCGACAGCGACGGAACGGACACGUCGAGCUGCGCCAGGGGAGUUGGGGGCGGCGCCGACAGCUCGGCGUCCAGUGGCGAGAGCGGCGCAGAGUGGUGCAGCGCCUGCGGCGGCACUCCAGAACCCAGAGGGUGCCAGACGCUCGCCUCCGAAACGAAUGCCAGCGGUAGUGGCAGUGCAGGUGGCGAAGGAACGGGAGGCGGCACAAGAAUUAAGACGCAGAAAACACAGGAGUCCUCACAGGACUCUUCAUUCACAACGAUGGAGUUGCUGUCAACGCACUCAGCACUGAAGGAGAUCCACGAUCACCAGGGAGAGCUGUACGACGACCUGCAGACGCACUCGCAGCGCCUGAUGUUGGUGGCUUCAGUGCGGAGGCGGCUCGGCAGCCGCAGGCGGCAGCUUCAUCCUAGCCAGGCCUCAGCGGACUCUGGUGCCAUCAAGCAGUCGGUGGAGGCGGCGGUGCGGGAGCUGCUGGCAGCAAGCGCGCCGCUGCUGAGCCGUGCAGCUGCACUGCGCCGCCUCGCUGCAGCUGUGGACGAGGCCCGCCCACUGCAGGCGCAGAAGCUGCAGCACCUGCCGUCGCUCCGCCUGCAGCCACUGCCCCAGCUGCGCCCCUCCCGCCCACGCUGGUGCUGCCUGCCGCUGAGAGUCUUCUGCACCGACCUGUGGCGCUUGCUGCACCAUUGUUGCUGUCUCAGCUUCUGCCAGGUGCUGUGGCAGUCCCUCUGCAGCUGCUUCUGCUGCUUCGCACACGGUCCCAGAUCAGCUGCGCAUCGCCGACCCACCGAUGAGAGCCAUUGGUUCCACCGAUCGCCACCACCAGCUGCCUCUGAUCAAUACUCCUGCCAGCUCAUGAAGAGACUUUGAACAUAUAUUUAACAAUGUUAUAUAAAUCUUAGGGCUUUCAUGGAGACGUUGCAUGCUUGUGAAAUUGCAUGUCAUUUUUUUUAUCAUUUGAAGAGGUAAUAAUGUAAUUUUUACACACCACGGUGAAAACUGCUAAUCAGGUAUGAAGUAUAUAAAACGUGCAGAGACCCAUCAAUUUGCUUUUAUAAAGAAGAGUAACACACUGUGGGUACUGCGAGAUGGGAUGAAAUGGAAAUGUGUCCAGAUAUAUUUCUGUUAGUUUGGAUGUUGAGCAUUAUCUUGAAUUCGGUGACUUGUGGCAGAGUUACGCAUGGCAAACCAAGUAAGGACAUGUAGCAGACUAGCAAGGCAAAGUAGCAUCCAACAAAAGGAAUUCUAUCAUCAGAGAUGUCCCCUAACUUCAAUAAGAAAAUAUGAACACACAAAUGCAGCAAAGCAAUGUAUUGUAGAGAAUAAGAUACAGGGAACUGUAAUGAAAAUUCAAAGCAUUUGAGAUUUGU
This is a messenger RNA of Schistocerca gregaria, 2217 nucleotides long. RefSeq lists its product as uncharacterized. The record is from RefSeq and is a predicted model, not a curated record. The transcript is spliced from 4 exons. Bases 197 to 1717 code for a protein of 506 amino acids. NCBI's taxonomy places the organism in Eukaryota, Metazoa, Arthropoda, Insecta, Orthoptera, Acrididae.